AUGACAGCCCUCCCCAAAUUCAUCUCCUCAACCCUCCUCCGCCGCCCUAACACCACCCUCCUCGCAGCAACCCGCUUCCUAACACCCGAAAUCUCGACUUCCUUCUUCCACCUCCCGAAACACGACACAUCGCUUGUGAUCCCCGUUAAAAUUGAUUUGUUUUCGCAGUAUGAUGCAGUAGGCACUGUGAGGGGGCUGCUUCUUGCGGGGGUUACACAUAUUAAUGCGGUCGUGUUUGAGGGGGGGAGUGGUACGGGUGUUCGGGGUGGUGGGAGUUGGGCUAAUGGGGUUAAUGGGAGGGUGAAUAGAGAUGUGGGAAGGGAUGCGGAGUAUGAGGAGGGGUUGAGGAGGUUGUUCGGGCAGGUUAGGAUGUUUUUGGGGGGUUCGAGGUUUGUGUUUUUGAGGAAAGAGUCGGGGAUGGAUGUGGAGGGGGUGAGAGAGGUAGUAAUGACAGAGGUUGGGGAUGUCGCUUCUUUUUUUCAAGUUGAUGUCCCGGACGGGGAGGGAGAAGAAUGGACAGCGACAGAGAGGAUACUGCAAUUAAUGGAUCAUAACGAACAAGGAUGGUAA
This is a messenger RNA of Aspergillus chevalieri, 570 nucleotides long. RefSeq lists its product as uncharacterized. The coding region runs from base 1 to 570 and encodes 189 amino acids. The record is from RefSeq and is a predicted model, not a curated record. The transcript is spliced from 3 exons. NCBI's taxonomy places the organism in Eukaryota, Fungi, Ascomycota, Eurotiomycetes, Eurotiales, Aspergillaceae.